AUGGCCAGUUAUACUAGGAUGCGGUCCUGUGCGGCUGUGGCCAUCGUCUUGCUGCUCCUUCAAGCUAGCCAAGGUAUGUGUAUCUCUGGGGAAUCAUCAUCUUCCUCCGCGACGGAGGCUAAGACGCUAGACAUGCGCAAGCUUCUAAACAUCAGUGGAGGUCAGCCUCCCAUCGCCGGCCGCCGUUGGACGGAGGCGGAGCGGAUGGAGCCCGGCAGCUGCUCCGAGGAGAACGUGGUGCUGUACCAGAGCAGAGAGGAGCACCUCCCCAGCGGCAUCCCGGCCUACAGCGUGGAGAUCAUCAACGUGUGCGCGGCGUGCACGGUGUACGACGUCCACGUCUCCUGCGGCGAGUUCGCGUCGACGGAGCUCGUCGACCCGAGCCAGUUCCAGCGCGUCGGCUUCAACGACUGCCUCGUCAGGCGCGGCGGGCCCCUGGGGCCCAGCGACGCCGUCUCCUUCCAGUACUCCAACUCCUUCGCCUACCCGCUCGCGGUCGCCAAUUUCGCAUGCGAGUAG
Messenger RNA from Oryza brachyantha (malo sina), 519 nucleotides. Its product is annotated as TPD1 protein homolog 1B-like. Gene Ontology annotation, biological process: cell fate determination. Bases 1 to 519 code for a protein of 172 amino acids. The record is from RefSeq and is a predicted model, not a curated record. Lineage: Eukaryota; Viridiplantae; Streptophyta; Magnoliopsida; Poales; Poaceae. The transcript has 3 exons.